UAUGAUCUAAUGGCAAUUAGAUCAUAACAAAAUUAUUAUGAUUUUGCAAGUUUCCGAUACGUUAAUUGAUUACAUUUAAUUUACAUGGAGGCACAUUUUUAAAAAUAAAAAUUCCAAAUAAAGGUUAAAAUUGAGAAAAAACUCAGAAAAAGAAUCCUGACUUAGCCCUUCAGAGCAUAUCCUACAGAUGCAGUGUUUGGGUCAAGCAUUGCACAAAGUGUCAGAAACAUCUGUUCCAUCUGUUUUGUGCUCCAAUGGACAGUAUGCCAAGAUAUCAGAGCUCACAGCUCCAAAAAUGAAUCACUGACAUGUCUGUCAUACUUGAUAAAAACGGGAACAAUAAUAAUCCUGUUGAAACGGCACAGAAAGAGAAAAAUUGGGUUGGGAUGCAGCUUUGUGCACUCAAUACACAUGUGCUACCGAUACUGUGGCUAACAGAAAUCCAGCCUUUUCUGUGCUUUUCAGCCUCUGGCAGAGGUAUUUUAUGCUUCAGACAAACUGCUGCCACUGUGUCCUUUGAGGGGUGAAACACAGGGAGAGAGAGUGUGUGUGUGGAGGGGGUGAGGCUGUAAGACUGGCUCAUGACCAGGCUAAGGAGCGAAGUCAUCGCUGGCAGAACAGAGUUCACUGGGAUGUGACAAGUAUGAUCUUCGGGAAACAGAUGCAGUGGUUCAAACACACCCCGGCCACUGUGAACUUCCUGCUAUUUGCCAUCACAUCUUUAAAAGUUAUAAAUAUAAACAAUUACAUUCACACGGUCAGCAAGAGGUAACCGUUUACGAUCCACGCCCAUCACCUCAUGCCUGCACACCCUGCUCUAUAUAAAACCCCUAUGUACAUUUCUCUGUCAGCUCACUUAGCUUUUGGGCAUUUCCUUUGUUUUUGUUGAUCUUUAAAUCCACAAGCUACUCUCUGCCGUUUAGCAAGGUUUACUUUGUAUCCAUUUGAGUGAGCGUGAGCAGACAAUUAAAGAAAUGUCCUGUGGGGAGUAUGACAGGGUUGGCCCUCUAUACCCUCUGAGAAAAUGGGUUUCCAGUCAGGAUGUUGGCCUGCCGCCUUUCCUGGAGACUGGGGAUUCUCGUUGGAUCAAGAAGGGCUUGGCAGCCUGGUCCUGGCCGGGUUGCUUACCGGCGCCUCUGUUUGUGCCCUACAUCUCCGAGCCGAUGCCUCAUUCCGGUCAGAAGGUCAGUAAGUGGAGGGUCAGCAUGGAUGUGUCUCACUUUUCCCCCUCGGAGAUCUCCGUCAGUGUCAGGGAUGGAUUCCUGGAAGUUGGAGGGAAACACGAGGAGAGGCCUGACGAGCAUGGAUUUAUCGCCAGAUGUUUUACAAGAAAAUACAGGCUUCCAGCUCAAGUGAACGUUACCAAACUUGAGUCCUCACUCUCCGUUGAUGGUUUCCUGACUGUAGAAGCUCCACUUCCUGAAGCCUCAGCUCCUGCUGCCAUCAUCAUCCCAAUAAAGGUGGAGGUUGAGGGCAAUGGAGAACAAGAAACAAAACAAGAAGGUCAGGAGGAAGAGUCUCAAUUAGAGGCCUGCAGUGAUCCGGUCCAGCCCAGCAGCACCACAGCUGGCCUGGAGCAGGGAGACAAGGAAACCAGAGAAAAGCCAGCUGGACAGUCCCAUCCUUCACUGCCUGAGGAAGAUAAAUGCUUAGAGAGCAUCCAAAAGUCUUCUGAGCACCACGAAGUCCCAGAAAGCCAAGAAAGCCUGGGUACAUCCAAGCUCCUGGAACACAAAGAGCCAGUCGUGGAUGAAGAGAUCCAGGUGAAGGCAGAGGGAGCCGAGGAGCUCGCUCCCCCUCAGGAGCAGGAGCUGGGAUCAGCUCCGCUGAGUGACAUCCAAAGCCAGGAGCUGGAGGCUGCUAACAUAGAGCAACAGCACACCGACUAAACACAAGAGUAUUAGCCUGCAUUGCCUGCCUUAAACCAGCUCCACAGAUGCCUUUUUGUCAUUAGCUAUAGCGCCAUUAAAGCCUGCUGUGUUUGGAGCUCUAAUAAAGUAGUAUCAUGUGAAAGUAAAA
This is a messenger RNA of Poecilia latipinna (sailfin molly), 2019 nucleotides long. Its product is annotated as heat shock protein beta-1-like. NCBI's taxonomy places the organism in Eukaryota, Metazoa, Chordata, Actinopteri, Cyprinodontiformes, Poeciliidae. The coding region runs from base 975 to 1889 and encodes 304 amino acids. Gene Ontology annotation, cellular component: cytoplasm; nucleus. Gene Ontology annotation, biological process: response to heat; protein refolding; negative regulation of apoptotic process. The record is from RefSeq and is a predicted model, not a curated record. The transcript has 4 exons.